This is a messenger RNA of Nezara viridula (southern green stink bug), 6302 nucleotides long. The record is from the annotation of a GenBank genome assembly. Lineage: Eukaryota; Metazoa; Arthropoda; Insecta; Hemiptera; Pentatomidae.
UCUUUUUUUAGUUAUCGGCCUUGUUCGAAACAAGACCACCUAUUUCGAAGGCCAAGAUGACUUCCAUUACUCGCUCAGCCAUCAAAGCAAUAAAGUUUUAUAAACAUGUUGUACAGAGUGUUGAAAAAUUUAUUCAAAAGUGUAAACCAGAAUAUAAAGUUCCUGGAUUAUAUGUUGUUGACUCGAUUGUGCGUCAAUCUCGUCAUCAAUUCUCUCCAGAAAAGGAUGUGUUUGCACCAAGGUUUGCUCGUAACAUUCAAUCAACAUUUGCCCAAUUAUUUAAUUGUCCUCCCGAUGAUAAGGGUAAAAUUGUUAGAGUAUUGAACCUAUGGCAGAAAAACCAAGUGUUUACACCAGAUGUGAUCCAGCCUCUAUUGGAUAUGGCAUCUCGAGUUGGAACUGAUCAACCAUUACAGCCCACAAAUGGUGUGCAGUUGAAAACACCUCCGACAACUCAGAACCUUCCUAGAACACCAAGUUCAAAACCUUCACCAGUUAAAGAUCCUGCAUGGUUGUCAGGAAAUCUUGAUACAAGCAAUGUCAGUUCACAGUUGGCAAUUACACCAGUUCCUCAGGUUAAACCACCUUCUAAUUCCGGGGCGAUAGAUCCAAACAUUAUGCUACAAUUACAAAACCUUCAGAGCUUGCUUUUGGAGAAACAAUCUGAUGCUGCUCAGUACAAAAAGGAAGAGGUAAAAUUUGAUAAAAAGCUGCUUGACUUUGAUUAUGAUGAAGAUGAUGAAGAACCAUCAGUGCCACAGCCCUCAUCACAGCCUCAACAGCCUCUCCCAAGCAUUGAUUCUUUACAAACAAUUCUGUCUAACCCUGAGGUGCUACGACAUUUGCAAACCCUUCAACAGCAGAUGUCUAAUCGUAAACAAGAACCAACCCAAGAAGAAAUUGAAGAUAAAAUGAGGAGGUUGCAAGAAAUGAGGCAUCAAGAAGAAGAAUUUGACAAACAUCUGGCACAAACUUUACCUAAUCUUCCUUUUGCUGCUGAAUGCGACUUCAAGCCAACAGUUAUGGAAAAUGCAACAGAUGCUUUAUUGUCUCAGGCACCACCACCUGUUGCUCCUCCUCAACAAUUAUCAUCAUCAAUGCCUGCGUACACUACACCUUCCUCUGCCCAUCCGUUCCAUGGGACACUACAUGAUAAAGAUAUUUCAACCUUAGAUUAUGAUGAAAGAAGCCUUCAGCCUCCAGCAAGGGUUGAUGUUGAAGUCAUUGAUCUCCUUCGAAACGAUUCUCCACCUAGAAGAAGCCCACCUCGAAGUAAUCGUGAUAGCAGAAGACGCCGGAGGUCCAGAUCCAGAAACCGACAUUCUAGAUCUAGAUCUCGUUCAAGAAGGCGAGCCAGAUCAACAUCAGAAGAUCGAGAGACUGAGAGGAGAAGAAAAAGGGGACUCCCACCCAUUAAAAAGAACCAUCUUGCAGUGUGCAGUACAACUCUCUGGAUUGGUCAUUUAUCGAAACUGGUUACCGAAGAAGAAUUAUCAAAUACAUUUGGCAAUUAUGGUGAGAUUGUCUCCAUCAACCUAAUUCCACCUAGAGGUUGUGCUUUUGUAUGCAUGAAUCGAAGGCAAGAUGCUGAUAAGGCCUUAAGAAAUUUGAAGCAUGUUAAACUUCAUUCUAAAGCUAUAACCAUUGCAUGGGCUCCUGGAAAAGCCAUGAAAGAAAAAGAGUGGAAAGACUAUUGGGAAGUUGAAACGGGAACAUCAUAUAUACCUUGGAACAAACUAUCACAUGAUACUGAUUUCACUCUGCUUGAAGAAGGGGGAAUGUUAGAUGAGGAAACAUUUCCUGAUUGGUUAAAAACUGAUGCUGCUCUAAGAAGAAGAGGUGAAAGGAAAGACCGAAAUGAUGACUUCAAAAAUUCACAGGACCCGAAUUCUGAGAUGAUGCUGCAGUCUAAGAAAGAUGAUCACAAGAAACCGGAUUCAGAAUUAGAUAUACCCAUGCCAGCAGGAAACUUACCUGGAUUCAUACCUCUCCCUGAGACAACCAUGGCUCCUCCUCCAGUCUCUCAGCCUGCUACUCCAAUGCCUCCUCCUCCAUUAGGGUUGUUACCUCCGCCUUUUGCAAUACCCCCACAGAGGUUACCAGGGCUUUUGGGGCCUAUGGGACCUCCAAUGAUGGGUCCAAUGGGUAAUGUACCACUUGGCGUUCCUCCUCCUCUUAUGAUGCCACCGCCCCCACAACAAAUGGUUCCUAGAAUGCCUGGACCUUUCAAUCCUGGUCCUCCAGUUGGUAUGAUGCCGAUGCCACCUGGAGGGGAUAAAUCUAAACCACCACAAAUGCCUGGUAUGCCGCCUGACGGAUUCACAGAUCAUAUUGCUUCCAUGUUUGGACUGCCUGUCAGUGCAUUGACUGGCAUGAACUUACAACAGACUUUAGCACACAGCCAACAGCAGCAAAUGACGAAAGGUGCUGCAGAGAUGGAAGUUGACGAUCCUGAAGAAAAAGAUAUACAGAGCUCUAAUUUGGAAAUAAUGUCCGCUCUUGGUACAAACAUGGUUGGAAACUUUUCUCAACCCCCACCAAAUUUCAGUAUGCAUUCAAACCAAAAUCAGGCUCCUCAAAAUUCAAAUCAAAACAACUCAGCCUUUAAGGGUCGAACUGAAGGUAGAAGUGAUAGCAGAAGUGAGGUAAGGAGUGAUAGUAGGAGCGAUGAUAGAAAAAGUGAUAAGGAAGAUACGCCUCGAAAGAACAGAGAAAGAGAUGGGAAGGAUCGUCAUGAUGAUAGGGAUAGAGAUAAAAGAAGAAGGCGGGAUUCUCCUGAUAGAGGUCGAGACAGAGAUCGGGAAAGGAGAAGAGGAGGAAGUGAUAGAGGGCGAAGGGACUGGGGUGGUAAAGGUGCAAGGAGCAGCAAGUGGGGUGACAGAGAUAAGGAUGAUGAAAGAAAAGAUUGGAAAGGUAGCAACAAUACUCCUGGUGGUAGUAAUAAGGAAAAUAAUGAAAGAAGCUCCGACGAUGAAAUGCCUGAUAUGAAAACACUUCCGUUACCUCCACCUUCACAACAGCAUGAACCAGGCUCACCCGCAAUGCAGUUCCCACCUGGCAUUAGGCCUCCUGGUCCACAAGGUCCAGGUGGAUUUGGCCCAAGAUUUGGUCCUCCUAAAAAUGAAGAUGGUCAUCAAAUGAACAUGGGAAUGCAAGGUCCGCCUUUAGGAAUGGGAGGUGAAUUCAUGCCACGUGACUUUCAACCUCCAAUUAGAGGAGAUUUUCCCCCUAGGGAAUUUCAGCCACCCAUGAGAGGCGAUUUCCCACCUACAAGAGGUGAUUUUCAAGGACCAUCAAGAGAUUUCCAAGGUUCGAGAGAUUUUCCAGGACCCCCUAGAGAUUUCCGUGGACCCCCGGGAGAUUUCCAGGGGCCUCCAAGAGAUUUCCAACCAAGGGGUGAUUUUCAAUCUCCCAGAGGAGACUUCCCACCCAGAUAUUUUGGACCAAGAGGGCCUAUGCGACCACCAAUGGGUCCACAGCAAGGAGGACCCAGACACAGACAACCUAAUGGUCCAAUGUUUGGACCACAGCGAGGACCCCCAGGACCCAUAGGAAUGCGAGGACCUAGAGUUCGUAUGGAUGGACCACCUCAUGGAUUCAUGGGACGAGGUUUUCCACCACGCAUGCGCGGAGGUCCGCCCCAUAGAUUUGGUGGGCCACCUUUGUUUCCUGGCAAUAAGGGUAAUAUGGGUGGUGAUGGUCCUCCAGUUUCUAGGAGAUGGGGAGAAGAUGACCGCCCACCAAGGAGAUCCCGAUGGUCCAGUGCACCCGACAGUGCACAACAAUCCGAGACAGAUUCAGAAGUGCCUCAUUCAGAACAAAUAGAUAAUCAACGUGAUACAGAAGAUAAAAAUUCAGAACCAAUGAUGCCACCAGGUGCCGAGGAAGCCUCUGAAUUACCACCAAAAGAUUUAGGUUCAUCUGAUCCACCAAAUGAACCUAAUACUGAGUUUGAACCUAAAGAGUCAGCAACUGAAUUUACAGCAGAGGCAGAAUACUCUGAAGUGAAUAAUGUUACCGAUCAUGCUGACGGUUCACAAUCUGAAUUUAUGGAAAAUGACAACAUACAAUCAUCUGUCCCUAUUGGCCAACCACAAAAAUUUGGAGAAUCUCAUAGGAAGUCCCGGUGGUCUUGUGCAUCUUCUAAUGAUUUUACACAGCCUGAUAGUCUUCCAGAAUCAGAUGUCUCCCCGCCUACUAAUCUACCACCUUUGUACAGUGAGGUUGGCAAAGAUUCUGAGGUAGUGAGGCCGCCAGGUGAAGAUGAUUUCGUGCCUGUUGAUUUUGGUCCUACUGAAUCUCAGACUGAUUUCUCUUCAGAAUUUUCUGCAGGAGAAAUUGGCAGUGAAUUAGUGGAAUCUAAUGAACUUAGCAAAAUUAAUAGUGUAAGUAGUGAUAAUGCUGAUGUUCAUAAAACAGAGACAGAACAUAUCGAAACUAAUCUUGCUUCUGACAGCACAGAAUCAUCUCAAAAGGAAUAGUAAACACAAAAGUACUUCAAAUCAUCAAAACAUUAUGUAUCAAUAAUCUAGUCUUAAGGUUUUUAUAAACUGUAGUAGUAUAAGAAAUUAUACUAGCUAAUGUAAAUUUCAAAAUUCACUCUACGUUGACUUAAAUUCUUAAAUUUAUCAUAUUUCAUAAACCUUUGAAGAAAUCACUGAACUUCAAGGUAAUUAAUUUUUAUCAAUUUUCUUUUUAUUGUUAAUUUUGUUUGAAUAACUAAAAAUAUAAACAAAAGAUUGGUUUUAUACUUUUGUUUCAUUGUACAUGGAAUUGAACAAUUAUAACUGUGUCUUUACAAGAAGAUGCUUGUAAAAAAAAAAUAAUGUGAGAUUUUUAUUUAUUAUAAAUAUAGUUAUACAUUUUAUUUUGACAAAUUAGUUAUCAAUUAUUUCAUUUUAAAUGUUUAGUUAAUUGAUCACGAAACUUAUGAAAUUUCUUAUUAAAUAUGUUAUGAUGGUAGUAUAUAGCAUCAAAGAUUAAUUAUUUUUGUCUUUUUAUCAUGAAAUAUUAUUUCAUUUUAAGAAUAGUUUAUUGAUGAUUGUAUAGCAUUAAUAAAGCUCUUUAUUUUAAGGUGGUUAUUUUAUGCAUAAAAAACGUUGUUGUUGAUGUAAGUUCUUUUUUUAUGUAUUUAUAUUGCAAAGAUGAUGAUUGCUCAUCAUUUUAACCUUUGAUGUUCAAUGUGUUUCAUGCAAAUACUUAAUUGGUAGAAGAUAUGUAAAUAAACAUUUAGCCCAGGCAUCAAAUUAAAUUAGGCCACAAUUUUGGAAUUGAAUGAGUUAAAAUUACCUAUUGUUUCAUCACAUUUGAAGUGUUAUACUACAUCACAUCAUUACGUCUGAAAAUUUUAUGAGUUUUGUCAGGGGUUUGGAUUUUUAUUGCAUAACUACCGCCAAUCAUGCUUUCAUAUUCCCUUAAAAGUGACCUAAUAACUUUUCCUAAUCCCUGUAAGUAAUAAACCUUUAGAUCAAUUUUAGUUAUACAAUAGAUAAUUUGAAUAUUGAAUAAUGCCUUUUAUUCCCAUUUGAGCUUCAACUCUUCAUUUAUUGUUAUUGACAAGAUAAAGUUGUUACAAUACUGUAUAUUAAAAACUAUUGUGUAUUUAUUAUUAUUAGAGAUGAUUGUUAUUAUAUUUUAAGUUAAAUCUUUCCUCAGGUUUAUAGGGACAAAUAAUCCCAGAUAGAAUAAUAUAUAGAAAUAAACAUUGUUUUCUCUAUGAACGGCCAUUAUUCAUAAUUCAGAUGUGAAUGAAUCCAAAUAGGGUUUAUUUAAUACUCUUUUUAGCGCUAUGGCACUCUUACUGUUUUUGGUUGGAUGGAACAAUCCAGGAAAGUGGGAUUUUUGUCAACACCUCAUGUUGCAUAUGGAUUACCACUCAGCUUUGAAUGGAGUAGUGGAUCAAGAUUUAUUUUGCAAGAACCAUAUGAUAUAAUUAUUAAGUCCUCUGUGACCAUUGUACCAGGAUGAUUGUUUUAUUUAUUUCAACUUAAUAAAAAGUACUUUUUCCUCAAUGUCAAGGAUAUAUUUAGUUUGUUUAGGUUUAGGACGGUUAUUGAAUAUAGAAAAAAAAAUUGUUUUAUCAUCAAAUCGAUUCUGCUUGCAAUAUAAUAUUUUUAAAUGAGUGUGUGAUAGAAAGGUAGAAUAUACCUUUAUUAGGGGAUAAUGCUCCCUUGAGAAUAACAAAUUGUACAAAAAUAAAUUAUUAGCCCAAAUAAAAACAAUAAACGAAAAAAAAAACACUUGAAACCAUGAACAAGACCCUUGAAACUGUAUACAGUGAAUAAACAUUAUAAAUAUACACU